AUGACAAGUUCUAAGAGAACAAGGAGAGCUGAGAGAGCAUAUUUGUGUUUCCAUUGCUCGUCAUACCAAAAAGGUGUUGGGAGCAUUAGAGAGCAAAGCAACAAAAACAUCAUUAUUGCAUCAUAUAAGCGUUCUGGUGUUGUUGGAGUCAAUAUUGACAAGAUUAAAAGAAGGUUCGUUUCUAUAAAAGAGGCUUCCAGAUUGUUACUGGAAGCCAAUGGUGUUUAUACCAGAGAACACUUGGAAUUGUUUGUUCUUCCGCCUAGACCAACAUAUUUGGUCAAAUCCGAAGAGGAAAGUUUGCCUUGGAAUAUCCAAUAA
This is a messenger RNA of Entamoeba invadens IP1, 321 nucleotides long. RefSeq lists its product as hypothetical. The record is from RefSeq and is a predicted model, not a curated record. The transcript has a single exon. The coding region runs from base 1 to 321 and encodes 106 amino acids. Lineage: Eukaryota; Evosea; Mastigamoebida; Endamoebidae.